Molecule: messenger RNA, 11991 nt
Organism: Ochotona curzoniae (black-lipped pika)
Lineage: Eukaryota; Metazoa; Chordata; Mammalia; Lagomorpha; Ochotonidae
Gene: HIVEP2
Product: HIVEP zinc finger 2
Exons: 11
Coding region: 2987-10333 (2448 amino acids)
Biological process (GO): regulation of transcription by RNA polymerase II
Cellular component (GO): nucleus
Molecular function (GO): DNA-binding transcription factor activity, RNA polymerase II-specific; RNA polymerase II cis-regulatory region sequence-specific DNA binding
Source: RefSeq, a predicted model, not a curated record
AAAAUAAAUCUUUAAAAAAAUGGAUGGAUCAGUCAUCUUUAGGAAUGUUUACUAUAAUAAAUUGAAAAUAAAAGUGUCAUGUGUGCACUUAAAUUCAUCUGUGUCAUUUCCUACUUCUUCAUAAUGGGUACUUUGUUAAAUCCUGCUUGAAAUUUAGACAAGGCAAAUUGAGUAUCUAAGUCUAAAAAAGUGUUGCAAGUUGAAGUUUUAUGUUUGGUCUGAAGUGGGUGAGCUUGCUAGGUUUUGCUCAGUCCUUGUUUCUGUCCCCACACUGCGGCCCUUUCUCUCUGCUUGAAUGGACAGAAUAGUGGUCCCUGUCGGGACGCUUUCCACAGAAGUCUUCUGAGCUACAGUGAGAAUAGAAAACUGCUACUGAGACAUGCUUUAUUUUGGAGUAGUUUACUCUGGUACUGUCAUUGACAGUCAUACAGGAGACGAGUGGAAUAGAUGAGAAAUGCUAGCAUUGGGGAAUCUAAGAAGGCGUAAUUGGUCUUUUGUUGUGUUUCAUUAAGUUUUCAUUUGAGACAUCAGAACCUGUGUUUGAGAACCACUGGAGUAUUGAGUAUUUAGAGUUCACAAAACUGAAUUCUCUGAGUGAAAGACUGUGCAUGUGGAGUACCAUGUUGUAGGUCAGAAUUUCUUGAAUUUACUCUUGACAAGAAAGUCCUUGAGCCUGUAAAAUGAUGAUUGUUGUUAUUGUUACUAAACGAUGUAGAUGGUGGGGACUAGUGGGCUCAAGUGUAUAUUCAACCACCAAGGGCAGAUGUGCUGAAAAUGUUAUGUUUACUGCCAGAACAAUUAUGUUUUCUUGUUGUUUGGAGUAUCUUCCAUGUAGGAUUACAACAUUUGCUGGUUUUUAGGGCUUAUGUUUUAAGAAGCCCAAAGUUCUACAUUCUGUGGGUGUGUAUUGCUGUAUUGUGUGGUAGUAAUUCUACACGUUACUUAUAAUAAAGGGGAAAACUUUGGAGAAAAGAUCUGUGUGUUUAUAGCUCCCAGUUUUACAAUAAGGGAACACUGUUGGGAAUUCUAAAAUAGCUCCACCAGAUCAGUAAUUAAGAUAGUCAACUGUUCCCCAGCCCCUAACAUCCUGUUUCAUCACAAAUAUUUAUCAUUUUUUUCAUCGGUUCUCCACCCACCUUGUGGGCUGUUGUGGUUGCUGACACCCAGCCAAGAGGCUGGGGAAUGCCUGUCCACAAGCAGCCCGGGUGUCUGGUUGGGGUGCUCAGAAGGUCUUGAGUAUUGUAGCAUUGAAACAGAGUAAUCCUAUUCAUUUCGUUGCCAGAUUCAUCAGCAACAUGCUGUUGCUAGUCAUAACGAAAAUAUACAGUUUGUGGUAAGAAAACAAAAAACCCUGAAUUGUACAGUAUUUGAAGAUGUGAUUCUGAGGUGGCCUGAAAGUGCCACAAAAAAAAAAAAAAAAAGAGAGAGAGACAAAGAAUAAUUAUUAUCUAAAGAAAAUGAGUGUUGAAAGAAGCUAGUCUGUUUAAGUAUUGGGCUAGUAGUUUUCAAGAAGUUUGGUUUUCCUGAGAAUUUCAUGUAAUAUAAUUAGCUGCUCACUUAGAAAUAGUGGAUAAAGUACAAAAUACAAUGUGCUAUACGAGACCAAUAGGGUAACAGUUUACAGACACAUGGUGUACUUAUUACAGAUGGGAUGGACAUUUUUGAAGGGUAUUGGCCAAAAAUAUUGCUCGGGGUUAUGAAUUUGUAGGCAGAAAACCACACAGGUGAUGUGUCUGUGUGUUUGUAUUCUGUUUGGGGGAGUAUCCCCUGAACAUGCUUCAUGACGUUUACCUUGAUUUAUUGGUUGGGGUAGAAAUCAACCAGGUUUUUCCGCUGGAAGUGCUGCAUUUCCUUUUCUGGAUUCUGUACUCUCAAAGUCUGUCUACACUUCAGGGCGAGAAAUUUGCAUUUAUUUCCUGAAGGGAAGGGCUGUCUGCAUUUCACUGGUUGAUUGAUUUUAGUGUGAAUUCCUGAGUUUUUUUUCUUUGAGUCAUCCAAUGCUAUCAGUUAAUUUUGCUUUCCAUCAUUUGUUUUCCAAUUAUUUACAUCUUAUUGUGCUGAGCAUACUGGUAUCUGGUGUUACAAUCACCUGUUUGCUUCACUCAUUUUCCAAAUGGAUAGAGUCAGUUUUGCUGCCCUGGCUAAACUUAAGGUCAUUUUCAUAGUCACAUUUUGAUGAUAUUUUGUGGGAGGAGAAAUCAUAAUGCAAAACUUCUUGUCAGCAGAUUGGCGAAUUUACCUGAGAAAUUGAGACUCAAGAUUAUGGGAAUGUGUGGCUAAGACCGAAAGCAGAUUUCCAGGAGCUUUUUAUAAUGUUAAGACUGUGAACUUCCAAAGGUGGAAUCUUUGAAGUUCUAAAAAGAUGAUGAUAAUCAGAUCUACUUGAAGAAUUAACCAAAUUGAUUUGGGUGCAUCACUGCUUUUUGUUUUUUAAUUGAUUCUUUAACAUUCAGCCACUAGGUUCCCAGAAAUUGUGCAUGCGUUCCCGCAGGAGAGCUGGCACCUUGCAACGCAGAGGCGGCCGUGAUGCCCUAUUCUGAUAUGAGGAUAACAGGAAGCGUCAGGACAAUCAUGCCCUUGAGAAUGCUAAACUCUUCAGGUCAUUUUGUGUUAGUGAAGCUGGCAGUUGGACUUUGCUCCAGUUGAUGGGCAGAAUUUCUUGAAGACUAUCCAUCAUCCCAAUUUCAUCUUAGUAGAAAGUAUUCAAAUGCCAUAAGAUACCUUUAUAUAUUUGCACUUAACCUUUGGAUGGACUUUCUGCCAUGGAGAGAACUGUGUUAUAGCCCUGGUCCAAGGACGUCACCAUCUAAUGCCCGCUGCCUAUGGUGUGGCUGUGGAAGUUUCCAAAGAGAAGGAAGGAUCAGCAAGUGUGCAGACACCCUGGAACAUGGAAGCGGCCAAGCUUUAAAAAAGCACAGCUUUGGAGACACUCCAUGCGUCUUCACAGCCUUCCUGUGAACUAGCACUUAAGACCUUGCAUGACAAAAUGGACACUGGGGACACAGCUCUAGGACAAAACGCUACCUCAAGGUCUGGAGAAACUGAUCAAGCAGCAGGUAGAUGGAGACAGGAACCAUCCGCUGUUAUUAAGAUGAGCACUUUCGGCAGUCAGGAAGGACAGCGGCAAACCCAGACUGAUCCUGAGCAACUUGGAAACACAGCGUCAGCACAGCUGUUCGGUUCUGGGAAGCUAGCCUCGCCUGGCGAAGGGGUGCAGCAAGUCCCAGAGAAGCAGUACCCGCCGCCCCACCCGAGUCCUUACGCAUGCCAACAUUCGCUUUCAUUCCCGCAGCACUCAUUGCCACAGGGAGUCCUGCACAGCAGCAAGCCCCAUCAGAGCCUCGAGGGCCCACCGUGGCUGUUCCCCAGCCCUUUGCCAGCCGUCGCCUCCUCCGAGGACUUGUUUCCCUUCCCUCUCCACGGCCACAGCGGUGGUGGUUAUCCUAGAAAAAAGCUUUCCAGUCUAAACCCUGCUUAUAGCCAAUACUCCCAGAAGAGUCUCGACCAGGCAGAAGAUGCUCACAAGAAAGAGCACAAACCCAAAAAACCCGGCAAAUACAUUUGUCCGUAUUGCAGCCGGGCCUGUGCCAAACCAAGUGUACUGAAAAAACACAUCAGGUCCCACACCGGGGAAAGGCCGUACCCGUGUGUCCCUUGCGGUUUUUCUUUUAAGACGAAGAGCAAUUUGUACAAGCACAGAAAGUCGCAUGCCCAUGCAAUUAAGGCGGGGUUAGUACCUUUCACGGAGUCAGCCGUAUCUAAAUUGGACCUAGAGGCGGGUUUUAUUGAUGUAGAAGCAGAGAUACAUUCAGAUGGAGAGCAGAGCACAGACACAGAUGAGGAGAGCUCUCUGUUUGCCGAGGCUUCCGACAAAAUGAGUCCCGGCCCGCCCAUGCCGCUGGAUAUCGCCGGCAGAGGUGGCUUUCACGGGUCCCUGGAAGAAUCGUUGGGAGGGCCGAUGAAGGUGCCGAUUUUGAUUAUCCCCAAAAGUGGGCUGCCCCUUCCGAAUGAGAGUUCUCAGUACCUCGGCUCUGAGAUGCUUCCGAAUCCGUCCCUCAGCACCAAGGCCGAUGACUCUCACACAGUCAAACAGAAGCUUGCACUGAGAUUGUCGGAGAAGAAGGGACACGAUUCCGAGCCUUCUCUCAACUUGCUGAGCCCGCACAGCAAAGGAAGCACUGAUUCCGGUUACUUUUCCCGCUCAGAAAGUGCAGAGCAGCAAAUAAGCCCUCCCAACACCAAUGCAAAGUCUUACGAGGAAAUCAUCUUUGGAAAAUACUGUCGGCUGAGUCCGAGAAAUACCCUCAGUGUUACGCCCGCGAGUCAGGAGCGCGCCAGCCUGGGCAGGAGGGGUCUGACAGAACCAUUACCUCACGUCAACACCAGGUUAGACAUCCAGAUGUUUGAGGACCCCGUCUCACAACUGAUCCCCAGCAAGGGCGAUGUCGACCCGAGCCAAGCCAGCAUGCUGAAAUCCGCAAAAUUCAACAGUGAGUCCAGACAGCCCCAAACGGUUCCGUCGUCUGUCCGGAACGAAGGAAAACUUUACCCGGGACAUUUCCAAGGCAGCAACUCAGCACUCCUCGAAGCUCCUGUCGACGCUUCCCCUCUCAUUAGAAGCAACUCGAUGCCAACCUCUUCCGCAACGAAUUUAAGUGUCCCUCCUUCUUUGAGGGGCAGCCAUUCGUUUGAUGAGAGGAUGGCUGGGUCGGACGACGUGUUCUACCCGGGCACCGUGGGCAUCCCCCCUCAGCGCCUGCUGCGACGGCAAGCAGCCUUCGAGCUGCCUUCGGUCCAGGAGGGGCACUUGGAGGUGGAACAACAACACAGCAGGGCAUCCAAGGGCCUCCCUGGCUCGUCCCUGAAGGAAAAGAAGCUGGCUCCUGGGGAGAGAGUUGGGCACGACUACGAUGUCAGCCGGAGACCCCAUAAGAAGUGGGAAGACUCCGAGACACCCAAGCAGGGCUACCGCGAGAUUUCCAGCAUGGCUUCUCUAAAACACGGUGAAUACUUCAUGGAUCCCGUGGUGCCCCUGCAGGCUGGGCCCACCAUGUUUGGGACUGCGUGUGAAACCAGAAAACGCCGGAAAGAGAAGAGCGUGGGAGACGAGGAGGACACUCCAAUGAUCUGUGGCGGUGUUGUCAGCACUCCUGUGGCCAUGAUGACUUUGGAUUAUGACCCUAAAUUGCACAUGCAGGAAGGAGGGAGGGCUGGGUUUGGCCUGGCUGCCCACGAGAACCCUUGUCAUGGUCACCCUGAACGUUUUGACCCCAGUCGGCCUCCGCUGCAAUCUGGAAGCUUCUCUCUUGGCUCAGAGGAGUCACCGUCAGCCACAGAUUCAGACAAGACGUCAGAUCUAGGGGGCAGGAAACCCCCCGGGAAUGUGAUUUCUGUCAUCCAACACACAAAUUCCCUGAGCCGGCCCAAUUCGUUCGAAAGGUCUGAGUCCACAGAGCUGGCGGUUGGCACACAAGACAAAGUCCCUUCACCUGAAACGGGUGACAGCGAGGUUUCCGAAGCUCCCGUGAGCCCCGAGUGGGCUGCAGCCAGGGACAGUCUGGACAGUGGGGGCAAGCCUUCCCCAGCCCCGCAGGUGCCGCAGACCUUCCAUACGCAGCAGCCUCGGCUGGUUCGCCAGCACAACAUCCAGGUGCCAGAGAUUCGAGUGACCGAGGAACCGGAUAAACCAGAGAAGGAGAAAGAAGCGCAGAGUAAAGAGCCAGAGAAGCCGGUGGAGGAGUUCCAAUGGCCCCAGAGGAGCGAGACCCUCUCCCAGCUCCCCGCGGAGAAGCUGCCGCCCAAGAAGAAGCGUCUGCGUCUUGCAGACAUGGAGCACUCCUCCGGGGAGUCGAGCUUCGAAUCCACAGGCACAGGCCUUUCCCGCAGCCCCAGUCAAGAAAGCAACCUGUCCCACAGCUCUAGUUUCUCCAUGUCCUUCGAGAGAGAAGAAGCCAUGAAGCUCACGGCGCCUCCCAAGCAGGAAGAGUUUGGAAAGCAUUCGGAGUUUCUGACUGUCCCUGCCGGUUCCUACUCUCUGUCUGUCCCAGGCCAUCAUCACCAGAAGGAAAUGCGGCGCUGCUCCUCAGAACAGAUGCCCUGUCCUCACCCAGCCGAGGUUCCAGAAAUUCGCAGCAAAUCCUUCGAUUACGGAAACCUGUCCCAUGCUCCUGGGGUAGGGGCGCCGGCCUCCUCCGCGUUGUCACCAUCCCGCGAGAGGAAGAAAUGUUUUCUGGUGCGGCAAGCCUCCUUCAGCGGUUCCCCUGAAAUCGCCCAGGGUGAAGGCAGUGUGGAUCCCAGCGUCAAGCAGGAGCAGCUGGAGCAGCUGCAGGCUGGCCUCAGGGCCGCCUGGCACCAUGGCCCGUCCUCAGGGCUGCCUCCUCCCCUGCCAGGGGAUGACCCCGGGAAGCAGGGGGUGGUUCCUUGUGCCCAGUUGAGCUCCGGACCACUCCAUCUGGCCCAGCAGCAGAUCAUGAGCCUGGACAGUCAGGAAUCUUUGAGAAAUUCUUUGUUACAACCAACGUCCUAUAUGACAAGCAAGCACUUAGCCGAGCAGCCCCACUUGUUUCCUCAUCAAGAGACAAUUCCGUUUUCUCCCCUCCAGAAUGCUUUGUUUCAGUUUCAGUAUCCUACUGUGUGUAUGGUUCGUUUACCGGCUCAGCAGCCUCCCUGGUGGCAGGCACAUUUCCCACCUCCUUUUGCUCCACACCCUCAGAAGAGCUACAGCAAGCCCUCCUUCCAGGCAGAAAUCCAUUCUAGUUAUCCCUUAGAGCACGUUGCUGAGCUCGCGGGCAAGAAAACCGCUGAGUAUGCACCCACGAAAGAGCAAAACUAUCCGUGUUAUUCAGGCACAUCAGGGCUAUUCUCAAAGAACUUUCCUCCUAAAUUUCCAGCGGACCAGUGCAGUAAGUCAAGUGAAACUCCUUCCGAACAGAUUCUUCAAGAAGAUUUUGCCUCACCAGAUGCUGGACCUUUGCAAUCGUUACCGGGAACGGUGGUUCCUGUUCGGAUCCAGACACACGUCCCCUCCUAUGGAAGUGUCAUGUACACAAGCAUUUCUCAGAUACUUGGGCAGAACAGCCCUACCAUUGUCAUAUGCAAGGUCGAUGAAAAUAUGACCCAGAGGACACUGGUGACCAACGCAGCCAUGCAGGGAAUUGGUUUUAACAUUGCCCAGGUACUAGGGCAGCAUGCAAGCUUGGAAAAAUACCCUCUCUGGAAAGUACCGCAGACCUUACCUCUUGGCUUGGAGUCCUCCAUCCCGUUCUGUUUACCUUCCACUUCUGAGAGUGCUGCCAGUCUUGGAGGUAGCAAACGAAUGCUUUCUCCUGCAAGCAGCUUGGAGCUCUUCAUGGAAACCAAGCAGCAGAAACGGGUCAAAGAAGAGAAGAUGUAUGGACAGAUUGUAGAAGAGCUCAGUGCCGUGGAGCUAACCAACUCAGACAUCAAAAAGGACCUCUCCCGCCCCCAGAAACCCCAGCUGGUUCGCCAAGGAUGUGCAUCUGAGCCAAAGGAUGGGCUGCAGUCGGGGUCUUCUUCCUUCUCCUCUCUGUCGCCCUCCUCAUCUCAAGACUAUCCAGCCGUCAGUGGGUCCACCAGGGAGCCUUUCCCACCCAGCAGGGAGAUGCUUCCCAGUUCCAGGACAGCCCCUCCAGGGCGUAAAUCCAGUGGGCCUUCAGAUAGCAGAGAGUCCUCCGAUGAGUUAGACGUCGAUGAGACCGCAUCGGACAUGAGCAUGAGCCCUCAGAGCUUGACCUUGCCUGUGGGAGACAGUCAGCAGGAAGAGGAGGGCAAGAGCCACAAGGUGCCAUUUGGCAUGCUGGUCCGCAUGGCCUCUGGCCCCAGUGGCAACGUGGCAAACUCGACUCUUCUUUUCACAGACGUGGCAGAUUUCCAGCAGAUUCUUCAGUUCCCCAGUCUGCGGACAACAACUACUGUGAGCUGGUGCUUCUUGAAUUAUACAAAACCCAAUUUUGUGCAACAGGCCACCUUCCAAUCCUCGGUUUAUGCUUCAUGGUGCAUUAGUUCCUGUAACCCAAACCCAUCAGGAUUGAACACCAAGACCACGCUGGCUCUUCUGCGGUCCAAGCAAAAAAUCACCACAGAAAUUUAUACCCUGGCUGCUAUGCAUCGGCCAGGCACGGGGAAGCUGACUUCCUCAAGUGCUUGGAAGCAAUUUGCUCAGAUGAAACCUGAAACAACCUUUUUAUUUGGCAGCAAACUAGAAAGGAAACUAGUAGGAGGUAUCUUAAAGGAAAGAGGGAAAGGAGAUAUGCAUGGAGAUAAAGAUAUUGGAUCCAAACAAACUGAGCCAAUCCGAAUUAAAAUCUUUGAAGGAGGGUAUAAAUCAAAUGAAGAUUAUGUAUAUGUCAGAGGACGUGGACGUGGAAAGUACAUUUGUGAAGAAUGCGGGAUUCGCUGUAAAAAGCCAAGCAUGCUCAAAAAGCAUAUCCGCACUCACACUGAUGUUCGGCCUUACGUAUGCAAGUUAUGUAACUUUGCCUUCAAAACGAAAGGAAACCUAACAAAGCAUAUGAAAUCUAAAGCACACAUGAAAAAAUGCCUGGAAUUAGGAGUCUCAAUGACAUCUGUGGAGGAUACCGAAACUGAGGAAGCAGAAAAUAUGGAAGAUUUGCACAAGGCAGCUGAGAAGCAUAGCAUGUCCAGCAUUUCAACCGACCACCAGUUCUCAGAUGCUGAGGAGUCAGACGGUGAGGAUGGAGAUGAUAAUGAUGAUGACGAUGAAGAUGAUGAUGACUUUGAUGACCAGGGAGAUCUGACACCAAAAACGAGAUCAAGAAGCACUAGUCCUCAGCCUCCAAGAUUCUCCUCCUUGCCUGUGAACGUUGGUGCCAUGGCCCAUGGGGUUCCUUCGGAUAGUUCCCUGGGACAUUCUUCAUUGAUCAGUUACUUGGUAACUUUGCCAAGUAUUCAGGUUACUCAACUUAUGACCCCCAGUGACUCAAUUGAAGAUACUCAGAUGACAGAAUACCAGAGGCUGUUUCAGAGCAAAAGCACAGACUCGGAACCAGACAAAGACAGGUUAGAUAUCCCUAGUGGUAUGGAUGAGGAGGGCAUGUUGUCUUCAGAGCCAAGCUCAUCUCCGAGGGACUUCUCGCCCUCAAGCCGCCAUUCCUCACCAGGCUAUGACUCUUCUCCCUGCCGAGAUAAUUCACCAAAGAGGUAUCUGAUACCCAAAGGAGACUUAUCACCCAGGAGACAUUUAUCCCCGAGGAGAGAUCUGUCACCCAUGAGACAUCUGUCACCAAGAAAGGAAGCUGCAUUGAGAAGAGAGAUGUCCCAAAGAGACAUGUCACCCAGAAGACAUUUGUCCCCAAGGAGACCCGUGUCUCCUGGGAAAGACAUCGCGGCAAGAAGAGACGUGUCCCCUAGACGAGAGAGAAGAUACCUGAGCACCAUUAGAGCACCAUCUCCCAGAAGGGCUUUAUACCAUAACCCACCAUUGUCCGUGGGGCAGUAUUUGCAAGCAGAGCCAAUUAUACUGGGGCCUCCUGAUUUACGAAGAGGAUUACCUCAGGUUCCUUACUUCAGUCUCUAUGGAGACCAAGAAGGUGCUUACGAACAUCAAGGCUCUAGCCUUUUCCCCGAGGCUCCUAAUGACUAUGUCUUCAGUCAUCUUCCACUUCACUCUCAGCAACAAGUACGAGCUCCUAUCCCCAUGGUGCCAGUUGGUGGGAUCCAAAUGGUUCACUCCGUGCCGCCGGCCCUUUCUGGUUUACAUCCUCCACCCACAUUGCCUCUGCCCAUGGAGGGCUCUGAGGGAAAGAAAGGAGCUCCGGGCGAGUCCUUCGCGAAGGAUCCCUACAUGCUUUCCAAACGGCAUGAGAAACGAGCCGCUCAGGCACUGCAGCCGUCUGGUCUACCUAGCACUCCGUCUUCUCCUCGGCUACUGAUGAAACAGAGCACUUCGGAAGACAGCCUGAAUGCCACCGAGCGGGAGCAGGAGGAGAAUAUACAGACUUGUACAAAAGCCAUCGCCUCUCUCCGGAUUGCCACAGAAGAGGCAGCUCUGCUUGGGGCCGAGCAGCCAGCACGAGGGCAGGAGCCCCUCCAGAAACCCUCGGAGAGCGCACACGUUAGCAUUAGACACUUUAGCGGACCUGAGUCAGGUCAGCCCUGUACCUCAGCUCCCCACCCCGACUUGCAUGCUGGUGAAAAGGAUUCUUUUGGGACAUCGCAGACUGCGUUAGCUCACUCCACGUCUUACAGCAAGACUUGUGUGGGCGAGAAACGGUCAGACUCCCUCAGCAGCAAGGGGUUGUCUUCAAGCACAGAGGGCGAAGAACCGUGUUCAGAGAAAACUCCGCUCCAUUGAUCUAACAUGCAUGGAAACUUUCACUUCCACCUUUUCCCAUUUUGUUUUUGUUUUUGUUUUGUUUUUUUGUUUUUCUAGAAAUAGAGGUAAUCAACUUUAUAGCAUGCCUGUCCUAAGUUACAGUAGUUUGCUAUUAUAUAUACUUUUGUUAUAUCAAAAGAAUUAGGUAAAUUAACAAGUCAUCAUGAGCCUGACCAAAACAAAAUUUGAAAUUAACCUAUUGGGUCUGGUACUUUUAAAAUUGUACAGAUGUCUGUGCCUUUUCUUUACUUUGCUUAUAUUCUUAUAAGCAUUUUUUAGCAGUAAUUUGUACAUAUUUUAGAAUUUGUGUAUCUGCUUUGUAAUAAAUGUAAUUUCUUUCCUUUUUUGGACACUUGGAUCUAAAUGAUGUAAAGCAAAACAGCAUCAAUAUAUAUGUGAGGUUGCACUAAAACAUAUUUUUAUAUGAUUAAAACUGAACAGCUUUUAUGUACAGCUCUGAUUCUGUAAUACUAAUAUUUAUUUACUUUGUUUCAUAAAUUGUACAUUUUUUCUUAAUGUUGUGGAUUGCUUUCCUAUGUGAAGCAUGGGAUUUACUGUUGCGUAGCUAGAACAAAAAAUGUACAUGGUAAACAAGAUAUUUAAACUAGAGUAUCUUAUUCUGCACUUACGCAUUAGUUUAAAAAAAAAAAGACAAAGGGUGUAUCAGUCAGUUCUUAACUCUUGUAAAUUUUUUGUCUCUUGUUUGCUGGAUUGACCAUAACUUAAGUGCUGGUUGUGUUUUUAAACUGAUAGUACCGUAAAGCAUUAAAGUAAACGAUGUGCUAUUGUGAGUUUUUUCAAAGCUUUAUAAAUCAGUUAUAAAUAAUAUUAAAAAAAAAAGUAUUUGGUCUUAUGUGAACAUGUGGAUCUAUAUACUCAUCUAAAACUAUGGGAAAACAUUCCGCCCCGUGUAAAUAUGUACAAGUGCAUCACUGGUACAAUUUUAUGUAACUCAGUUGGACAGGAGGUUGCCACAGACCUAUGCUAGGGUGUCUUUAAAAAUUAAAGUGACGGAGCACAUGGGACUGUGUAGAGCUUGGUUAUCGGCCGGCCCGGUGGCUUGGCAGGCAGUGCAGGGCGCUGCCAAUAGAGGUGACUUGGGCUUAGAAGGUUCUUUGGUUUUUUUUGUUUGCACAAGACGGUUACUGGACCGGAAGCUCCACAGAGGGGUCGCACAUCGACUUGGAGGGGUGGGUAUGGAAGCAGGGAAGGGUGCUGGAGAUCUGCUACCCUCUCUUCCCAUCAGCCCACCUGUGUGGUAAGAGGGUGAACACCAGUGCUGGGUGAGUCACCCUCCCCUUGUGUUGGAGGGAAGUGUGUCUUGCUCCUGGCUGUCUCAGGGGGAACAGGGAAAGAGGCUUUGCGGGGAGAAAAACUCCUGGGAGGACAGUGUUGUUUGCAUGUAACACUCCAAAUGGCUGGUGGUCAGGGUGAGCAGGGGAAGAGCCUUUGCGGGUCUAGAAGUGCAAAGAGAGCACAGGGGGUAAAACAACAUGUGCACACACAUGCGCACACACACAAUCUGGGUUAUCUUUGUGCUAUAUAGUGGAUUAUAAUUCUGUGAAACCAAGUUUGUAUAUUGAAUUACAUUAAGGAGUGUUCUUUAAAAAGAGAAAUAAAUAUACAAUUACAUGCUU